Messenger RNA from Xylaria bambusicola, 1733 nucleotides. RefSeq names its product glycosyl hydrolase catalytic core-domain-containing protein. The record is from RefSeq and is a predicted model, not a curated record. Bases 466 to 1467 code for a protein of 333 amino acids. Gene Ontology annotation, cellular component: fungal-type cell wall. The transcript is spliced from 2 exons. Lineage: Eukaryota; Fungi; Ascomycota; Sordariomycetes; Xylariales; Xylariaceae. Gene Ontology annotation, biological process: fungal-type cell wall polysaccharide metabolic process.
GUCGCAACACAUGUCUCGGUCAGAGUCUCGGUCAUCGCAUGGUUGGUGCAAGCCCGCCAGUCACGGCGCGGAUAGAUGCGCUAACUAGGAGACCAUUGAUUACACAUCUAUGUAAAGGUGCCCUUGGCGGCCAUCAAACGAUCCCCUGGCCCGUCAUCAUAGUCUUCCCCCGACCAGGUUUCUGGCCUUAGCCCAGCUUGUCGGCUUGUUAGGUAGAGGGGAGGGAGUCGCCACGCUACCUACGUCAGCGGCAGGAAUGUGACCAACUUCUUGCUUAGGAGGCUGCCUUCCAUAUAACAGUAAAAUGCCUGGACUCUUCCGAAUGCCGCAUGGUCCUUUGACUCCUUUCUAAUUACUAGCCAAGGCUACAUGGUCAAAAAGUCUUCACUUCGCGACGCCACCUUAAUCUGUGCUUCUGCCCCGCCAUUGUGAGGUGAAAGACUGCACCGACGGAUCGCAAACAAAAUGAGGAGGAAUUCGCCAAAAGGCGUGGCCAUGGUCGUCGGGGUUUUAGCCACCGGUGUAGUGGCCCAGUCCGAUUCGAAUCCGAAGAGAGGAAUGGCAUAUAUAGGCGGAUCCGACUCUCACACCGCCGACUAUGACUUGCUACUUUCCUCUAACUCGCCAAUCACUUGGUACUUUACUUGGUCACCUGUCGCAGCCCCCUCGGACAUAUUUCCCGAUGACGCUGAAUCCCGCAUCGAGUUCGUACCAGCGCUGCCCAGCACAGAUAACCUCGAAGACAACAUCGACGCGUUGGACCGAUUACCGAGCUCUUCGAAACAUCUGUUCACUUUUAACGAGCCUGAUGGCUCCACAGAUUCCGGCGGUUCUGACAUUAGUCCCGAUGAUGCAGCCAGGGCCUAUAUCGAAAGAAUCGUGCCCUUACGGGACCGCUUCCAGAUCUCUCAUCCGAGCGUCACCGGGUCCCCCAGGGGUCUGGAAUGGUUGAACGACUUUAACUCUUCGUGCUGGGAUAUCGACUCGGAGCACGGGUGUCCGGCGGACUUCGUAACAGCGCACUUUUACGGCGCAUUUGAAGGACUGUCUUCCUGGUUGGACCAAUUAGCCGAGUGGUACAACCAAAGCGGCAGCGGCCUCGAAAGCGACCUGAAGAUCUGGGUGAAAGAGCUCGCCCUGCCCCAAGAAGACGAAGACACAACUUUUGCCAUGAUGAACCAGACGCUUCCGUAUCUGGACAAGCUGGAAUACGUGGAGAGGUAUGCCUGGUUCGGAGCUUUCCGUCCCAAGGAAGCCAACGAAUGGACUGGUGAUGGAGUAGCUCUGUUCCAGGGUGACGGCGGGCUUAGCGAGCUGGGAUCGUACUACCUCGGCGGAGAAGAAAAUGGCUUCAAAGUCGGCCAGCAGGGAGAAUCGAGUGGCGGCAGCGGAGAUACUGGAGGUCUUCGAGCCUCGCUGUCAGCUCUCUGGGUUAUGAUUAUAGUGACAUGCUUUUGGAAUAUAUGACGGAAUGAAAACAUUUUUAUGACAAUUUGGACGAACAUGAGACAUAUCUCCAGGGGUCAGCAAGACCCUUUUUCUUGUAUAUAUAAUUGGUUAAGAAAUCGCGUCAUCACAAUAGCGGAUUAUACGAUGUCAGGCUUGAAAUUGUUAGAUUCAAUAACAUAAUUACAUUAAUAAGCUGCUUGCUUUAUAGAUUAGCAUGUAUAGCAGAAUGUCAAAUAAAGCUUGAGUGCUAUUAAAAAGGGGUAGUGAAAGAUACCACACAUGGU